GACAGUACGUUACUAAGUUCAGAGAUUCAAAGAUGAAAGGCAAAGGAAACAGAUAUAGCUAGCUAGGCGUUGGAGAAGCUAGAAAUCAAGAAAGAAAAGCUAGCUGGACGUUGAGAAAGUCCAAAACUCUAGGCAGUUGUUGUUGUUGUCGUUUGAUAUAUUAUGUCCCUCCAAAAUUAAGUAAUCACGCCAAAACUAAGCCAAACAAACAACCCUCCUCCUAACAGGACAGGAUCAGGAAGAGGAGCUAGGCUCGGCUCUUUCUGCAUGAGAUGCCAGUUUCCUAUCUUUUCUCUACGUGAAACCUACCUGCCCCCAGUCAAAUUCACGACAUCCGUCAUUCCUCUCUCUCUCUCUCUCUCUCUCUCUCUCUCUCUCUCUCUCUCAUACAAAUACCAUUUCUACCUAGUGGUACUACUCGAUCCUCACCAUAUAUACACAGUUGUAGCUAGCUUGUUUCUUUAUUCAUCAGUAAUCCUCAGCUCUCAACCAACAGCAAUCCUUAAACUAUAGAUUGAUCUUCUCAGCUGAUUUCUCUCCUCUUGUGCUCUAACUACUUGAGAUCAGUGUUUUAGUGAAGAAAGAUUAACGGAUCGAUUAGUAGUGAGGAAAGCGGCUAAGGAAAAAUGAAAGAGCAAACGAUAAUGAUGACGAGGCACUCGAACUCGAGCUCGGGAGGAAAUAAUCAGGUGGUGAUGGAUAUAGACGAAUCAGCAGCAGCAAGAGAAGGAGGAAGAGAAGGAGGAGGAGCAGGGGUGGUUGUAGGUGGUCUGAGUCCUCUGAGUGAAACCUUGUGGAAGGACACUAUCAAUAAUAGUUAUAGUCAUGGUGGAUUGACGAUAGGAGAUGUAUCUGCUAGGCUUACAUGGAAGGAUCUAACGGUGAUGGUGACACUAAGCAAUGGAGAAACACAAAAUGUUUUGCAAGAUCUAACUGGUUAUGCAGAGCCUGGUUCUUUCACAGCACUCAUGGGUCCCUCUGGCUCCGGUAAAUCUACGCUUCUUGAUGCUCUCUCCAGUCGCCUCGCUGCCAAUGCCUUCCUCUCCGGUACUAUUCUCCUCAAUGGCCGUAAAACCAAGCUCUCCUUCGGCACUGUUGCAUACGUGACACAAGAUGACAACUUGAUCGGUACCCUAACUGUUCGGGAAACAAUAUGGUAUUCGGCUCAACUACGUCUCCCCGACAAACUUUCGAGGUCAGACAAGCGGGCAUUGGUUGAGAGUACCAUAAUGGAAAUGGGUCUUCAGGAUUGUGCUGAUACUGUCAUUGGGAAUUGGCAUUUGCGUGGCAUCAGCGGUGGAGAAAAGAGGAGGGUCAGCAUCGCCCUUGAAAUCCUCAUGCGGCCCAGACUCCUCUUCCUAGAUGAGCCUACUUCCGGACUUGAUAGUGCGUCAGCAUUCUUUGUAACUCAGACCUUGCGUGGUCUCUCUAGAGACGGGAGGACUGUCAUAGCUUCCAUCCAUCAGCCAAGCAGUGAUGUUUUUGAGCUUUUUGAUCGCCUCUACUUGCUCUCUGGUGGCAAGACUGUUUACUUUGGUCAGGCUUCUGAAGCUUACGAGUUCUUUGCACAAGCUGGCUUUCCCUGCCCUCCUUUGAGGAACCCAUCUGAUCAUUUUCUUAGGUGCAUCAAUUCUGACUUCGACAAAGUUAAGGUUACACUGAAAGGAUCUAUGAAACUGCGGUUUGAGUUGAGUGAUGAUCCUCUGGAGAAGAUAACAACGGCUGAAGCAAUUCGAACUCUUACUGACUUUUAUCGUACUUCUCAGUACUGUUACUCAGCAAAGGAGAAAGUCAAUGAGAUAUCUAAAGUCAAGGGAACUGUGCUUGAUUCAGGAGGCAGUCAAGCUAGUUUCUUGAUGCAAGCCUUUACUUUAACAAAGCGUUCGUUCAUCAACAUGUCAAGGGACUUCGGGUAUUACUGGCUGAGGCUUGUAAUCUACGUUGUGGUCACUAUCUGCAUCGGAACCAUCUAUUUGGAUGUGGGGACAAGCUAUACUUCUAUCUUGGCUAGAGGUGCUUGUGCUUCCUUCGUCUUUGGUUUUGUCACUUUCAUGUCUAUUGGUGGGUUCCCUUCCUUUGUAGAAGACAUGAAGGUAUUUCAAAGAGAGAGAUUGAAUGGCCACUAUGGUGUUACUGCGUUUGUGAUAAGUAACACGAUAUCUGCAAUGCCAUUUCUUAUCAUGAUCACGUUCAUCUCCGGAACUAUUUGCUACUUCAUGGUCCGUCUCCACCCGGGCUUUGAACACUAUCUCUUCUUUGUAUUGUGCCUUUAUGCAAGUGUAACUGUUGUUGAAAGCUUGAUGAUGGCCAUCGCUAGCAUCGUCCCCAACUUCCUCAUGGGUAUCAUAAUAGGUGCUGGAAUACAGGGAAUAUUCAUGUUAGUCUCUGGGUACUUCAGACUUCCAAAUGACAUACCAAAGCCUGUGUGGCGUUACCCAAUGUCGUACAUCAGUUUCCACUUCUGGGCUUUACAGGGGCAAUACCAGAAUGACCUCAAGGGGUUGUUUUUUGACAACGAACCUCCAAGUAUUAUAAAAAUCCCGGGCGAAUACAUACUGGAGAAUGUGUUCCAGAUUGAUGUAAACAGAUCAAAGUGGAUUGAUCUGAGUGUAAUCUUCUGCAUGAUAGUCAUCUACAGGAUCAUUUUCUUCAUCGUGAUCAAAAUUAGUGAGGAUGUUACCCCUUGGAUCAGAGGUUGCAUAGCCAGGAGAAGAAUGCAACAGAAGCACAUAAGUGGAAAUCAGACCACUACAGUUGCAGUUGCUCCCUAUAGUAUCACCCAUUCUCCUUCCUUGAGGACCUACGUCGACGACCAUAGUUCCGAUCAUCGGACUUCUAAAAGUCGUCUUAGGAGCUAGAAACUAGAUUGAGUGACAAGAAGUCCUAUUGUUUCAUGCUAGUAUAUUAUAACCAAACAAUGAAGAGCUCAGCUAGAUAGCUUGAGCCAUACAUGUCCGUAGUAGUUCUAGUAUUAUUGGUCCUAUACAUGUAAGCAGGUAGGUGUAAUUGGUUUACUUAAUGGUGAGUUUCUGCUAUGGAGGUCAAUAACCUGGGGUGCUAUAAAACAAAGGGAACACUUUACUAAUGAGUAAUGACUAACUUAUUUGAAACUUCA
Rhododendron vialii is the source of this 3115-nucleotide messenger RNA. RefSeq names its product ABC transporter G family member 11. Bases 627 to 2858 code for a protein of 743 amino acids. The record is from RefSeq and is a predicted model, not a curated record. Gene Ontology annotation, cellular component: membrane. The transcript has 11 exons. Gene Ontology annotation, molecular function: ATP hydrolysis activity; ATP binding; ABC-type transporter activity. NCBI's taxonomy places the organism in Eukaryota, Viridiplantae, Streptophyta, Magnoliopsida, Ericales, Ericaceae.